UGGCUGUCUGUCUGUCAGAGUCAGUCGCGUCGCAAUCGUCGGUGCGGUUGAUUGUGUUCUGCGCUGCUCUGCUCUUAUCUUACGUCGUCUUCGCUAAGCCGGUCCGGCUCUCUUCAGCAACGCGAUAAACUCGUGCUUCUUUCGUGAAAAUAACUGCAACAUUAUUCAGUUGAAAAGUUAGUGAUCUUAGGUCUUGACAACUGGACAAACAUUACUGCGCUCACAGACUCAACUAACACACAACUUUUUGCGAGGAAUGAAAUAAAGGCGAAGAAUCUGGUGGUUUGCUGGCAGCAGACUGAAAAAUGGCUACUUCUGAUUGAGCUGUGACUGCUUCAUUUUUGCAAGGACACUUACGAAGGACAUGGAUUACUAUUGGCGGUGCUGGGUCUUCUGGCAUCUUUGCGCUAUUUGGAAUUACGGUGUGAACAGCCUGAAGCUGACGACGCUGCACAUUGAGAAGCACACGGUGCGUGGCAACAACUCGCUGCUGGAAUGCCGCUUCGACCUGGAGGGGGAGGCGCUCUACUCAGUCAAGUGGUACAAAGACGGACACGAGUUCUUCCGCUACAUUCCCAAGGAUUAUCCAUCCACUCAGACCUUUCUGCUACCAGGCGUCAAAGUUGAUAGACGUCAUUCAAAUGAGAGUCAAGUUCUGCUGACAGAUCUGACGUUGUCAUCAACUGGUCGCUACCGGUGUGAGGUCUCCGCUGAGGCACCAUCCUUCCAAACUGUCUCAGAGCAUGGAGAUAUGGUCACUGUUGCUCUGCCAAACGAAGGUCCAGUGAUAACGGGCGGUCGACCCCGUUACCAAGUAGGUGACAAAGUCAGAGUCAACUGCACGUCGGGGCUAUCCAAGCCACCCGCCCAUCUCACUUGGUUCAUCAACGGAGAACAGGUGAACAGUUCAUUUCUUAGAGGCCCGUUCAAGAGCUACCCCGAGGAAGAGGGUCUGGAGAGAGCAAUAUUGGGCCUGGAAUUCCAGGUGGAGCCCAAGCACUUCAAGAAUGGAGAUCUGAAGCUCAAAUGUCUGGCUACCAUUGCAACAAUAUAUUGGAACUCGAAUGAGGAGAGCGUCGAGGGAGAGAAACCUCAGAGGGCUCCUGUGCUCGAGGUCAAAGAUACAGGUCAUAAUUCACGGGCUGACAGGGUACAAGGUCAGAGUCAAGCAUCAACUGGUGCAGGUUCUAGGAUGGUGGUAAAUAGUCUUCUACUGAGCGUAAUUUCUCUUAUAAUGGCAGUUCGAGUUGCCGUAGCAAUGAGGUAGCAGCUCUCAGCAGGAAUGAAGUGUUCAAAAGGCUAUGCUUAGAUGAUGCAAGUGUAAGUUGCCGUGUACUGCGAGUGCAAAAUCUAGAUGGGAAAAAGUUUAUUCUGAAGAGAGUUCACUGUACAAGUGUACUAAUGAUUUUUACUCGGGAAAUGUGAUUAUUUCCAUCAACUAUUAACAGGAUCUUCAUUAUUAUAUGUGCUUCUAAAGACUUUACCAAAGAUAUAUACUCAUAUUUCAUGAAGUGACUGAUGUUAUUAAUGAAUGUUUGAAUAGUGUAAAAUCUCCAAUAUAACAAUCCAUUUUUCCUGUGAACUAUGAAUCUGUGGUCUGCAAAUAGUGUACUACAUAUUUGUCUUUCAAAAAAUAAUUUAUCAAACUUUUGGAAAUUGGAAUAUUCUUUUAUAAAACCAUUAUAAGUGAUAAAUAAUAGACAUCACAUAAUGCAUGCUCUACAAUACAUUUGACAUGAUUUAUGUGUCUCUAUCGCAAGCUAUAUGUAUGGAAGAACCAGUGUACUAGUCAUCUUUGAAUAUUAUAAUAAUUUUAGAAAUUGAUUUUAUUCCAAUGAACCAGUAAAUUGUGAAUCAGGAAAUAUGUCGAAGAAUUGAUGAUAUUUUUCUUAUGAAGAAAUUAUGUAACUUAGUAGAUUCAACCAAUAGCUUUAUCGUAUCUUGGCUAUUAUCGUAAUUUUUUACGAACCUACAGAUCCAAAAGGGCAGAAACUAAUCAUAGGGAAUCAAUGUGAAAGUGCAAUCCAACUAUUUUAUCGUGACGCAAUCUUCAUCAAAAUUUAUCGAUUUUAGUGAUUUGUAUUUUUGUGAAUCUUUGUAGAAAAUUUAUGAUCUGAGUAAAAUUUUGUAUAGUCUAAUAUUUGUUCAAUUGUGUGGAAAUUGCAAUGGUAUUUGCAGCAUGUUAUAAAAUCAAAGCGUCGUAUACUAAAAAGGUCUAUAAAUUAGACAUUAUUGGAUUCACUCUUGAACUAGAUUACACUCUCUUUCAUACUGUUGAGAUUGUCAUAUUGCAACUUCAAUAACUGAAAGAUUUUAAUUUAAUAUCCCUCUGAUUCAAUAGCAAUCUUGAGAGGAAGGUAACUAGAUUAAUUGCGAAUAUUGAAUAGAUUUGGAAGUUAGUGUGUUCCAUCUCUGUUUAAUAUAAUGUCACAAAUAUCUUCAACUUCAACCCAGUUUUGCAUAAGUGGUUAAUUCGCAAGUUGUCCGAGAUCAAAGUCGAUCAAGGAGCAGACAAGGUUAAUUGAAAUACCAAUACCAAGACUACGGAUUCAUCACUGUUUCAAGUAAUACUGUUUAUGAUCUUCGGAUCAAUUGAUAUUGCUUGUUAAAACAUAAUUGUUGAUUGAAUGUUACCUGUGUAUCUAUUAUCACUUGAAACACAAUAUCUCCCAAGUAGAAAAUUCUAAUGGAAUGUGAAAUCAAGGUCAAGAUAAUAUUGUAAAUAAAUUUGUUAGAAUGAUAAGAUAUCUACUUUGAAAAUAAUAGUACCAUAUUUAACACGAAUCAGUGUACAUAUCACAAAGCUAUUUCUUUUAUAAUGUAAAUAUGAAUAUGAUUAUGUAAAUUUCAAUUUUCUAUAAAAAUCAUAUUACGCCUUCAGUUACUUUUCUUCUAAUAUUAAAGUUGUGUACAACACAAUAUUGCAUAAAAAGCACUACUUAUAAAAUGUUAUCAUUUUAGGCGGGAGUAGAGAGAUAUUAUUGAUGAUGAAUAGAUUUUCCAACCUGAGUCAUUCCAUUUGUAAAUUAUUUGUCAAUAUAGCUGUAAAAUACUUGAGCCUAGUCAGUAGAUUACUUUAAAUGACUGUUAAUUGAAUAGAUUAACUUAGAUGAUUUAAGUUGGAAUAUAUUUAUGUUGGCGUGUUACAAUGGCCAAGCUGUUACAAAGAUAAAAAAUGUUAUUUACAUUCACUCAUUAAGAGUGUUGUUCGCUUUUUAAAUCAUUGAGAAUUUACUUCUGUUGCAAUGUAAACCGAGUUAUGGAUAAAUUUCUGAUGGAUGAAUUGAAAGAGUAAAAGUAAAUUUUUUUCAAUUGUUGUUAUGGUAAAGAAAGAAUAUGAUUUAUUGUUUUAAUAUAUAAUUCUAAAUGCAUUUUUUCUAUUAAUCCGUCUC
Messenger RNA from Nilaparvata lugens (brown planthopper), 3392 nucleotides. RefSeq lists its product as uncharacterized. The transcript is spliced from 7 exons. The coding region runs from base 365 to 1267 and encodes 300 amino acids. The record is from RefSeq and is a predicted model, not a curated record. Lineage: Eukaryota; Metazoa; Arthropoda; Insecta; Hemiptera; Delphacidae.